Bursaphelenchus okinawaensis is the source of this 1885-nucleotide messenger RNA. NCBI's taxonomy places the organism in Eukaryota, Metazoa, Nematoda, Chromadorea, Rhabditida, Aphelenchoididae. The record is from the annotation of a GenBank genome assembly.
AUGUCCUUCUGGCAGUUCGUUCUGUUUGCGUUACUGUUUGCCAGAUACGAUGCCACUCCGCCGACCCCAGUCAUCAACCUCCACGAAGGCAUCGUCCAGCUGAAUCAGGAGUUCAUGGAGCCCCAAUAUGACAGUAAGUUAGCCUACUGUAGUUAAUAUGUUGGCAGAGAACAUCGUGAAAGGUCAGCCCUACACCCUGGAGAUCUACAUGGGCAACGUGGACGAGUACGACUACAUGGUGGACUAUUGUGUGGCCAACGACAUUCGCUUCAUAGACAACUACGGGUAUGUUUGCUCGCUCGCAGCUGUGUUUUACUGAUUCAUCGUACGAAUGACCAGAGGGAAAUUAGAUAAACGAUAAAACCGAAAAGGAAGGCUUUCAGGUGUUUGCGUCCAGAUAACGUGUUCAGAGAAUUCCGAGAAACCGAGCAGUAUUCUUCUGGGCUUGGCGCUCUCAAACGGACCUUGGUGUACUUCUACCCCCAAGAUGUCUACUUGAACAUACAGUGCCAGAUCACCAUUAUCAGCUGUCGAGGUUGCGCCGAAGUUCGUUUUAAUUUGUUUUAACUUUUUGUAAUAACAGCUUUAAACUUUUCAAUUUACAAACUUAAAGUAAUAUUUUAGCGUUCUUGUAACAAACAUCCCCAAAUACCAUACCCAACGUACACCAUGCCCAUCCAGUGCACGUAUCCCAUCAGUCAGCCGUAUGCUCUACCCCCAACUCUACCUUAUCCAGUAGUACCACCAGCACCACCUGCUCCAUCCCCACCUUUACCAUACCCAGUAGCACCGCCAGGACCACCCCCAAUCCCACCGCGUAGUCCACAACGUUGUACGUGGUGCUUGGCUGGUCUUCCGUGGUGGUUGUGGUUGAUCUUUCUGGUACUACUACUGGUACUACUUUGUCUUUUGUUCCUGCUAUUGUUGUGUUGUUGUAUCAAGAGGCGGAGACAACAGAAGACAGCUCCAGAAUCCGAUACGAAACACGUAUUCACUAUAGAAAAAGGAGUUCAGUCAGGCUACGACGCUACUGGAAGUAAGAACAAACAGAUGGACAGGUUCGGCAGCGUGAGGCUACGAGACGAAAAUCCAGCGAUAAAAUACGACAAAAGAAACCUGAAUAUAGACAAUCAGAGGAGAUACCAUGAAGAAGAACGAGAAGAAGUCAGGCGACGAAGGGAACAGAUUCUGGAGCAGCAACAAACACGACAGCUUCAGGAGCGACGUAACAGUGAAGCACGGCGACAACGGUCACAUCAGGUGACGGGCAGAGACGUUCCAAUACGAAGAGCUGUCCCACCAACAUCAUACGACAAUCACAACUUCGAAGUGUACGAAGAGGAUGGCAUGGAGCAGGUCACUACAGAAUCCCGAGUGUUUUAUGGUAAAUUAUCUGCUUGAAUUGGGAGGUAGACUAAAAUUAUGGUCUUAAAGGGUUUUUUUUAGCAUGGUCAAACAAAAUUUUGUAAAAAAUUUUUUGCUUUUGUGACGAAAUUCCACAAAUUGAUUUUGUUAACAAUCUGUCACAAUUUCGCUCGAAUUGUACAAAAUUGACAAAAUUUAUUCUAAACUUGACACAUGUGCUUGAUUCUAAUGCCCUUUUGUAGAAAACUACCCGGAUCAGAAUCAGGCGACGGAAAUCAGUGCCGAGAGGAGUGGCGGAGGCUCUUAUGCGUCAUCGAAUCCGUCGAUCCAUCUGAGAUUACAGCGAGAGCUACAAGAUAACCAGCGAAUGCGUCAGCGACGCGAGACUUCCGAGGAUUACCGUCAGGAAUCUGAAUCUAUUCAGCCCGUCAGAAGCUACAGACAUCAUCCGAUUCAUCAUUCGCACGAAGCGCUACGCGAAGACACGGUCAGAACGAUGCGACAGUCUUCUGUGAUCUAG